This is a messenger RNA of Nicotiana attenuata, 654 nucleotides long. RefSeq lists its product as uncharacterized. NCBI's taxonomy places the organism in Eukaryota, Viridiplantae, Streptophyta, Magnoliopsida, Solanales, Solanaceae. The record is from RefSeq and is a predicted model, not a curated record. The coding region runs from base 1 to 654 and encodes 217 amino acids. The transcript has 2 exons.
AUGUAUGAGAUGGUGGGAAAACUAAACAGUUUGAAGGGAAAACUAAAGCAGCUUAGUAAAGAAAAGUUCAGUCAUAUAGAAAAGCAGACAGAUCAAGCACAGGAAGAAUUACUGCAGUGUCAACAUAGAUUGCAGCAAAGACCUCUUAAUCGUGAACUACAAGAGGAAGAAGCAAGGAUAAUCAGUCCAGAUGGCUAUGGAAGCAAGUUUUUCAAAGAUAGUUGGGAAGUGGUGGGGAGAGAUGUAGUGGAUGCUAUAAUGGAAUUCUUCAGAACAGGGAAAAUGUUAAGAGUGCUGAAUCAUACAGUGAUAACCAUUAUACCUAAGAGCUCUCAUGCUACAAGUGUGGGAGAUUACAGGCCUAUUGCAGGGUGUAAUACAAUAUACAAGGUGAUAUCUAAAAUGCUAUGUAACAAGCUUAGAUUGGUACUGCCUACAUUGAUUUUUGCGAACCAAAGUGCAUUUGUUUCAGGGAGAACCAUAGUCCAAAAUAUUCUGAUUUUCCAGGAUUUGGUAAGAUUGUACAACAGGAAGAACACUACUCAGAGUUGUUUAAUCAAGAUUGAUCUCAAAAAGGCAUAUGAUACUGUAGAAUGGACGUUUGUGGAAGAAAUACUCUAUGCAAUGAAUUUUCCUCAGAGAUUCAUUAAAUAG